AUGACGGAGGCCUAUUUCUCUAGGCCGGGUAUCUUUGGGCUUGGAAAGAUGUUAAUGGCCGCCUCCGCGACUGAGCGUCGUGCCACUGUUGAUGCUGCCGCCCCCGGUAGUGGUGAUGCCACUGCUGCUGGUGGUGAGCUUGGCGGCCCUGACCAUGGUGGCGGUCAGGGUGCUCUCCAGGAUGCUCUCCAGGGUGCCACCGAGCAGGCAGUGGCUGAGCCACUACCAGGCGGCCCUACCGACCCGGCGCCGGCCUCGCCCGCCCCUUCCUCCCCCCAUACUCCCCCUCUUACUCCCCUCCCACCUUUGGCCCUCUCCCCUCUGGCUUCUCCUUGA
Messenger RNA from Penicillium crustosum, 336 nucleotides. RefSeq lists its product as uncharacterized. Bases 1 to 336 code for a protein of 111 amino acids. The record is from RefSeq and is a predicted model, not a curated record. Lineage: Eukaryota; Fungi; Ascomycota; Eurotiomycetes; Eurotiales; Aspergillaceae. The transcript has 2 exons.